CGCUAGAGAACGCUGUUCUUAGGCUUAGUGGUGGUCGACGCGCAGGAGCGGAGCAGCAUAACCUCGACGGCGGCGCGCGCGAGGUGCUCGGGGAAAUGCCCGCGCGAGCUCAGCGCUCUUGGAGACGGGAAUCAUGCUUGUCGCCCGCGGGCUCCGGCGUGUCGCGGUGUCCAGCCUCGUGCGCUGGGACAUGAGCGUCGUUGCGGCUCGACAUGCCGCGUCGAGUUUGGCAGUCCCGGGGGCCGACGCGAGGUUCCACGACUACGACGCAGCCAUCACGGCGUGCGUCGAGAGGCAGGCGCUCGGAGAGGGCAGGCAGGUGCACGCGCACAUGGUCAAGGCGAGGUACCGCCCGCCGGUGUACCUGGCGACGCGGCUGAUCAUCUUGUACGUGAGGUGCGGCGCGCUGGACGACGCACGCAACGUGCUCGACGGGAUGCCUGAACGGAACGUGGUGUCCUGGACGGCCAUGAUAUCUGGGUAUUCCCAGAGUGGUCGGCACGCCGAGGCCUUGGAGCUGUUCAUCCGGAUGCUCAGAGCUGGAUGCAAGGCUAAUGAAUUUACGUUGGCAACUGUUCUUACAUCUUGUCCUGUCCAUCAAAGCAUACAACAGGUCGAGCAAGUCCAUUCUCUUGUUGUCAAGACAAAUUUUGAGUCACACAUGUUUGUUGGGAGCUCCCUUCUUGACAUGUACGGCAAGUCAGGGAAUAUCCAAGAAGCACGGAAGGUGUUUGACAUGCUUCCAGAAAGAGACACUGUUUCCUGUACUGCCAUUAUAUCCGGCUAUGCUCAACUUGGCCUUGACGAUGAAGCCUUGGACUUGUUCAGGCAGUUGUACAGUUCAGGGAUGCAAUGCAAUUAUGUUACUUUCACUACCCUUCUCACUUCACUGUCUGGGCUGGCCUCCCUGAAUUAUGGCAAGCAAGUUCAUGGGCUAAUACUUCGUAAAGAGUUGCCAUUUUUCAUUGUUCUACAGAAUUCUUUGAUUGAUAUGUACUCCAAAUGCGGCAAGCUGCUAUACUCAAGAAGGGUAUUUGACAACAUGCCACAGAGAUCAGCCAUCAGUUGGAAUGCGAUGCUUAUGGGAUAUGGUAGACAUGGCAUAGGGCAGGAAGUUGUCCAGCUCUUUAGAACUAUGACUGAAGAAGUGAAGCCUGACAGUGUCACUCUGUUGGCUGUUUUGUCUGGUUGUAGUCAUGGUGGGCUGGUUGAUGAGGGCCUUGAUAUAUUCGAUCUUAUAGUCAAAGAACAAAAUGCAGUCAUCCAUAUUGGACAUUAUGGGUGUGUCAUUGAUCUUCUUGGACGUUCUGGACAACUACAAAAGGCUUUAGAUUUGAUAGAACAUAUGCCAUUUGAGCCAACUCCAGCAAUUUGGGGUUCAUUGCUUGGUGCUUGCAGGGUUCAUAUUAACGUUUCUGUCGGCGAGGUUGUUGCUCAGAAGCUUCUGGACAUGGAGCCUGGAAAUGCUGGCAACUAUGUGAUCCUUUCAAACAUUUACGCUGCUGCUGGAAUGUGGAAAGAUGUUUUCAGAGUAAGGAAGUUAAUGUUGGAGAAUACAGUCACCAAGGAACCAGCGAAGAGCUGGAUAAUUCUUGACAAGGUUAUCCACACCUUCCACUCAAGUGAGCGUUUCCAUCCCAGGAAGAAAGAUAUAAAUGCUAAGAUAAAAGAGGUAUAUGUUGAUGUUAAAGCAGCUGGCUUUGUUCCUGACCUGAGCUGUGUCCUGCAUGAUGUUGACGAUGAGCAGAAAGAACGCAUGCUACUUGGUCACAGUGAGAAGCUGGCUAUAACUUUUGGACUGAUGAACACUCCUCCAGGCUUGACUAUCCAGGUUAUGAAGAAUCUUCGAAUCUGUGUUGACUGCCACAAUUUUGCGAAGUUUGUUUCAAAAGUUUAUGGAAGGGAGAUAUCUCUCAGGGACAAAAAUCGGUUUCACCUACUUAAAGAUGGAGCUUGCACCUGUGGAGAUUACUGGUGAUCGAAAUUUUGCCAUAUUAUUCAUAUAUAGCAUUGCUCAUAGGAAGAUCAUUUUUUCAUUCCAAUAAUACAGCUAGCAACAUAAGCAAUGAAUGUUGACCCUGAGAGGACCGAACAGAAAAUGCCCUAUUGUGUGCUCAUUCCGAGUUCUGGUGUCAGACAAGAUCAGCAAAGAUUGGCUGCUAAUAGGAAGAUCAUUUUUCAUUCCAAUAAUACAGUUAGCAACAUAAGCAAUGAAUGUUGACCAUGAGGGGACCGAACAGAAAAUGUCCUAUUGUGUGCUCAUUCCGAGUUCUGGUGUCAGACAAGAUCAGCAAAGAUUGGCUGCAAAGAACCACAAUAAAUUCUUAUCAGCACUCCAUAACUUGUGGCUACUGAAAGAUGUCUUUUCACAGGAAAUACUGUACUUCAAAAUUAGAAUGAAGCUCAGCACAUGCUCUUGAUGGUAGCUCGUUGCGCGAAGGGCAAUUCAGGACUUUAGGCUGUGUCAGGGGUCAUGGCAGGCCCCAGAAACCUACCAAGGUUUGCAGCUCUAUAACUGAAGCUAUUAUACCAUGUGACUGCAUGAUUCCUAUUGUUUGUCUUAUAAUGAAAAAUAAUGCCAAGUCCUUUGAAUUA
Brachypodium distachyon (stiff brome) is the source of this 2595-nucleotide messenger RNA. RefSeq names its product putative pentatricopeptide repeat-containing protein At3g13770, mitochondrial. Lineage: Eukaryota; Viridiplantae; Streptophyta; Magnoliopsida; Poales; Poaceae. The record is from RefSeq and is a predicted model, not a curated record. Gene Ontology annotation, molecular function: zinc ion binding; RNA binding; protein binding. Gene Ontology annotation, biological process: RNA modification. The transcript has 3 exons. Bases 134 to 1978 code for a protein of 614 amino acids.